UCACAUUUCCGCCGAGCGUAUCUCGUAUCUCCAAGCUGCGAGCCGUUCUGCGAGCUGCCGCCAACAGCUGCGAUGUUCUCGUGCUACCCUGCGUCGCGAAAGCCGCUACGAACGCUUCGUGAAUCGUGACAGUGUGCGUGUGUUUGUGUGUUUUCACGUACGCCGCGACCCAGCACUUGGGGCAACGGAAAGCGCUAGCGACGACCGAACGCCAUGGGACGAAAAGCGUGCGACUACCGUCGCUGCUACGUCGUACCUACAGCGUUUGGAAACGCCGGCAGAACAACCACACCUACGCGCGUGGUGUAACCGCAGCGCUCCAGCUGGCGUAACACAGGGGAGAAGUGCUUCGUCAGAAGCCCUCGGAUUAAACCCCGACGUCUGCUAGUCAAUCCAAAGUCAUGAGCGUGUACAACGUGCGGUCGUCUCAGACGGUCGCCACCGCCUACUUCAGCCUGGACGCCGCGGCGCGGGCCUGUCUCGACCCGUUCGUGCCCAUCUUCCUGCGUCACCACGGGCUGACCGCUCUCCAGGCGGGCUUCGUGCUCUCCGCGGCCGCCAUCUUCUCCGGUCUUUUCGUUCCCGCCGCCCUGUGGAUACCCAGGUGGCGCCGCAACAGCUGGCGCUCCGUACUUCUGGCCGGCAGCGUUGUCUCGAUCGUGUGCUACCUGUCCCUGCUGGCGAUACCGCCGACGACGACAGGUGGAGAGUGGGUAUCGCCGUGUCGGACGUCCGAGUUGGCCCGCGGCAAGCACACUGACGUCGAUUCGACUGACGGAUCGAUAGCUUUGAUACAGGGAGGGCACGUCGAUGGUCAAAACGCUCAUCAUGGCGGUGGCAGUGGUACCCUGCAGGGAGAAGCUAAGAGCAGCAGUGGGAAGCCGUUUCCGGCGCCCUCUCCGACCUACGAACUACUGCCGACGGCCGUACCUCUGGAUGCAGGCCCGGCCUACCUUCUGUCGUCGCGCGACGCAACGGCCGUGGAAGGACGAUUGCAUCUGCGAGAUCGCAGGGCAGCGAACGUGUCUGACGAAGAAGGCGACGCGGUAGGAGUUGCGAUGCGUGUUCAAGGUACGGCGUCCCCCGAAGUCGCGAAGAACGCAUCUAAGGAUGUCCCGUCGCAUUCCCUUGACGGAGUCGUCAUACCCGUCAAGGACAAGAAGGGUAUGCCUUCGGUGCCCGCCGCGAACCCGGAUUGUCAGGGUGAUCGGACGAGUCCGGACUGCCCGGCGGUGACCCACGGUGAGGGCGCCGACGACGGGGAAUCGAGGAUCACCGAUUCGUUCAUGGACAACGCCGCGCUUCUGCUCCUGGCCGCUGCCGUCGUGCUCGGAAGCUCGACGUUCGCGCUGGCCAAGUUCGUCGCGGACGAGUCGUACUUCGCCUUCCUGGACGAGAUCGACGCCACCGAGAAGUCUCGCAGCCACGAGACGUACGCGGCGGUCGUCACCGCCCUCGUUCUGGGCGCCGUCGCUAUCUUGGCCUCGCAGACGCCCUGCCUGCCUCUACCGACCUGGGGAUUCCAGGAGGUCUACCUGGCGGCCUUCGGUACGCUCGUGUUCGCCUCCCUGCCGCUGGCCGCCUUCUUUCCCGAGCCUCACCAGCCUCUGCGUCGCCAGGCGACCUCCGGGGCGUGUCGCGGCGUCGGCUCGGUGCUCAAGAACGUCGAGGGAGCCCUUAUCGUGGGCGGCCUCGUCUUCCUGGGACUGCUGGCGGGCCUGGAACAGGCCUUCUUCAUGUGGCACCUCGAGGAGACCGGCAAGAAGGUCGAGCUAGGUGUCGUCCUCAUGGCCAGGGCCGUGUCCAAUGUGGCCUCGCUGUUCCUGCUGUGCGCCGGUGGUCUUCCCAGCCGCCUGCUGGCCUGGCUCGCCUUCGGCAUCGUGUGCGUCGCGGCACGCUGCGCCUGCUAUGUGCAGUCCGGCUGGGAACUGGCUGCCGUGGCGCAGCUUCUGUCCCCGCCUUCGACCGUGCUCGUGUGGGUCGCCUGCGAGCGGUGGGCCCGGCGUUCUUCGACGAGACUGAGCACCGAGCGCGGACUGUUGGUCGUGAUGCGCUGCUGCCACAACGGUUUGGGCUUCUGCGUCGGUGCCCUGGCCGGGGGCGGCAUCGCUGCCUGGCUCGGUGUCCGUACAACUCUGGGAGUCGGUGCUGUGGUCGGAAUCAUCGGCGGAUUGGCCAUGUUGGCCGCGAGCCGGUUUGUGGCAGGCCGCCCGCCCAGCUACGACCGGCUGCUGUGGGACCCGACGAGUGCCAACUCGGACAGCGAGUCCGAGGAAGAGCCCAAGAUGGCCGGUGACGCCGGUGUGCCUGUUACGGUGACACCAGUAACGUCGUGAUCUCGUAUCUUUUACCCCUCCCCACCCCAAAUUACACGGACCCACGAACGAACGUUGACCUCCAAAACACAGUGUAGGGUGAUGUGUGUGUAAGCGGUGUUUUUUUCUGCGAGAUUUUGGUGUUUUUGUAAUCAAGAUGGCGGAAUGACAGGGUUGUCACUUGUGUAAGCGGAGCGUACGUGUACAUUCUAGUCGUGUUGCAUACACUGUAUUGCCGGACACGUCACAUCCUCGCUGAUUCAAGGCACCGCUGCAUGCGACACGCUGACAUCCAGCUGUGACUGUCUCCACGGGCUCACGAAAGUUGUAACGCCAUCAAAUUCUUGCGUACGGCACGCGGUUAUCCCUAUCUGGCUGUGCCCACAGAUGUCCCAAAGUAAAUGACGUCACCAAUGUUUUGCCGUACAGUGAUCUGUGCAGGCCUGCGUGUGUGACAGUGAAAUUCGGCUUGCAUCUCGUCGCUGCAAUUAAAGCCACGUGAUUGUGAAAGAAAUCUUGUGGUGCACAUUGCAGUCAGGUUUUGUUUGCUCGCUUUUGAUUGUGGACCAACAGUACAGCACCUUCGUUGGUUGAGGUGUUGCUUGAGGCAUUGGUUGAGUCUAAGUCAUGUAUUUUUGCCAGAACAACUUUCAUGCAAUACGUUUCUCUUAUUUCAUUUUACCUCUGCCAAAUAGCAAAACUACUCCUUGUUCGAAAACUCCCUAAAACAUGUACACAUUUAUUCAAUUUCAUGUCGCACUUUUAACAUGUCUAUGAUGCAUGAAUUGACCCACGUUUUUCCACUGACUAUCGUUGCAUGCAUUUUGCCCUACAUUCAACCGAAGAAACAUGCAACUCAUUUUCAGCUGCCUUCACCUGCUCUUUUUCUAAUUUAUCCCUGUGAUGCACUAAUCCAAUGGACAUCAACAGUUUUCUAUAAUAGCAAAUAGUCAAAAGAUUGUAUCAAUAUGGGUAUUAAGUUUGCUUUCACGCUCAUACAGAGAAGGCAUUCCCCUCGCAAUAUCAUUUCCCUCUGUGUGAAAUACGUGCAAUUGAACUUUAUUUGUAUGUCGCAUUGAAUGAGCCAAUGCGCUCCAUUGCCGUGGUAUCUUGUCUAUGUAAUCCGUAACAAUAGUGGCAUUUCGGUUAUGCGGGCUAAAGGGGUACAUUUAGAACACAGUGAGACGUGUGCAUAAUUUUCUGGAACAAGUUUCUGCGUACCAUAUUCUCAUCAUCCUUGUGUGUGUGCAGCAUCUUGUGUGCGCACGUGGCAAAAGAACCUUGUGAUCACGGUAGAUAGCGAGAUGGUGGAGUUUCCUAGAGAACUCCGUUACAAGAGAACACCAAGUGCCUUCCAGAGCGUGGCCUCUGUGACUAGCUCCGCCAGCCCGCCGUUGUUCGGCGUGCCGCCGGAGCCAAUCUCGGAGGCCACGUCCAGAGACUGCUAUUACGCCGACUAUGCGCACGGGUCAGUCGCGUCACAAGUGUUCCUCUCUCUAGUCAAGAGCUCUAGUUCCCGGUAUUUUUGGUCGUACCUGUAAGUACCUGCUCAGUGUACUUUUAUGGAACUGUCGCCGCAUGUGUACCUUUGUGUGGUUCGUUUGUAGAAUAAAGCCGUUGCGUGAAAGCUA
Rhipicephalus sanguineus (brown dog tick) is the source of this 3946-nucleotide messenger RNA. RefSeq lists its product as uncharacterized. The coding region runs from base 402 to 2336 and encodes 644 amino acids. NCBI's taxonomy places the organism in Eukaryota, Metazoa, Arthropoda, Arachnida, Ixodida, Ixodidae. The transcript has 2 exons. Gene Ontology annotation, cellular component: membrane. The record is from RefSeq and is a predicted model, not a curated record.